Monomorium pharaonis (pharaoh ant) is the source of this 12030-nucleotide messenger RNA. It is a transcript of the gene sm, whose product is annotated as heterogeneous nuclear ribonucleoprotein L. The transcript is spliced from 11 exons. Gene Ontology annotation, biological process: regulation of RNA splicing; mRNA processing. Gene Ontology annotation, cellular component: nucleus. The coding region runs from base 702 to 2141 and encodes 479 amino acids. The record is from RefSeq and is a predicted model, not a curated record. Gene Ontology annotation, molecular function: mRNA binding. Lineage: Eukaryota; Metazoa; Arthropoda; Insecta; Hymenoptera; Formicidae.
UCUCUAUUAUUAACAUUCAACUUUUUAACUAGCUACCCAAACCUCGCAAAUUAUUAUCCGAACUACUUGUACAACGCGCGCGUUUGAAAGAAAACUAUUGGAGUAAACCAUAGAGAUACAUGGGUGACGACACGCAUAUGGAAACGGUGGGCCCUCUCAUGAAAAUACAUUCGAGUCGCGGCCGCCAAUCGGAGCGAGCGGCACGGGCCAAUCGGAGCGCGAUACUCCGCGAGGUUUGGCGCGCAGAACGGCGGUGGCCGAGUGCGUUCCGGCGCCACCGGUAGGGCGCGUCGCGGUAGCCGGUUACCAGUUCGCACCAAGCGUUGACGUUUCUGCGGCGAGAUCCAGUUUCCUUUAAGCCGCUCUCGCGUGUUUGUCUGUUCUCGUCGCGUCGUGCGUCCUACCGAUUAUAUUAUUUUCUCCUCCUCCCCCCUUCCCCGUCCGCGUACACGAGAUCGGUCGUUACGUACGGUGCUGGAGGUAUCCGCGGGCGAUAUACACAACACGCUCGUGUCGUCGUCGUCGUCGUCGUCAUCGUUGCCGUCGUUUGUCGCCGUCGUCGUCGUCAUCGCCGCCGCCGCCGCCGCCGCCGCCGCCGUCGUCGUCGUCGCUCUCGCUUUCGCUGUCGCCGUCGCCGUCGCCGUCGUGCAGCGCCUGAGUGCCCCGUUACAAACGCAUCGGCCGGUGUUCAACAACGGAGGAUGGCAUUCAACGGAGACGGUCCGCACUCGAAGAGGCAGCGGCUCGAGGAAUCCGGACACAGGAAUCAUGAGUAUGGCGGGUAUGGGGACGAGCCACGUCGAAAAAGAGAAGACAAUAAUAAACCGAACCACGUCCUCCUCUUCACAAUAAUCAAUCCAGUUUACCCCAUCACUGUGGAAGUGUUACACACGAUCAGCGCGCCCAGCGGGCAGGUUCAACGCAUCGUAAUCUUUAAGAAAAAUGGCGUGCAGGCCAUGGUCGAGUUUGACAAUGUGGAAUCAGCAACCAGAGCAAAGGAAGCGCUACAUGGGGCAGACAUAUACUCCGGCUGCUGCACACUAAAAAUCGACUUUGCAAAGCCGUCGAAGCUCAACGUCUACAAGAACGACGCCGAGAGCUGGGACUACACAACGCCGGCGCUGGGCUCGAGCACACAUAAAAAUGACGCGACAGGAAAUGGAAGGCCAGCUCCCCUUUUGGCUGAGCCAAGAUACGGCGCGGCGCCCCAGCCGUACGGCUCCACGCCGCAGGUCACCUUCCCGCCGGGCGCCGGUCACGAUCGUUACGAGGAGAACUUCAACGGGCCGGCGACGUACGCGGAGCCGUACGUCGAGCGUUACGGCAUCAAGAGCGACUUCAGCGGCCGCGAGCCGUUACAUCCCACGCCACCGCGGCCGGGGUACGUGCCCACCCUGGGCCAGACGCCGCCCUCCAGCACGCAGGGUUCGGUCAUGAUGGUGUACGGACUGCAGCCGGACAAAGUCAAUACCGACAAGCUCUUCAACCUGUUCUGCUUGUACGGCAACGUGACGAAGGUUAAAUUCUUGAAAACAAAGGAGGGCUGCGCGAUGAUACAGAUGGGAGACAGCAUAGCCGUGGAGCGAUGUCUGCAGAAUCUGAACAACGUCACGAUCGGGACGGACGGCAGGCUGCAGCUCGGCUUCUCGAAGCAGGCCUUCCUUUCGGAUGUGACCAACCCCUACAUUCUACCCGACAAGACAGCGAGCUUCAAGGACUUCACGGGCAGCAAGAAUAACAGAUUCCUGAACCCGGCGAUGGCCAAUAAGAACAGGAUACAACCACCGUCGAAGAUAGUCCACUUCUUCAAUACUCCGCCUGACCUAACCGAGGAGACGGUGAAUCGCGUGUUCGUGGAGCGCGGCAUCGAGGCACCGACGACGAUCAAGCUGUUCCCCCUCAAGUCCGAGCGAUCGUCCUCCGGCCUGAUCGAAUUCAGCAGCGUCGGCGUCGCGGUUGCCGCUAUCAUGGAGUGCAAUCACACGGCGCUCGAGAACAGCAACGGCAAGUUCCCCUACAUCAUGAAGCUCUGUUUCUCGUCGUCGCGCACCAUACCCACGAGCUUCCCACCGAGCAGCGGCAGCGCGUCGAGCAAUUCCGCCGGUAAUGGCCACGUCAAAAUGCAGCAGGACUCGGAAUAGAACGGCGAGGUCCAGGGCCAACAGCGUCAGCGUCAGCGCCAGCGCCCCUCACUCGCCGCCCUGCACCCGUUGUGUGCCCCCGCGACGGCGGGCACGGCCCUGCACCCCGCAGCCGCAGCGUUAACGCUGUCCCCAGUCCUACCGCCGCCGCCGCCACCGGUACCGCCACCCCUGCCGCCGCCCACCUGUCUCCUGAUAGCCACGCCGACCCUCUAUCCGACCGUGCCGCCACCACCCCCGCCCCCGUUGCCAACCUUUUGGCCCUACUGAUGAUACACUGGCGGGCCUACCACACGUCGUCGGCCGGACGAGAGACGAACGCACGCGGGGACGAUUCACCGGCUCUCCGAGGAUGAGAAGAUACGAGGAAAAUGACCCGAGGGCGACACCGGAUCGUCGCCGCGGCAAAAGGGAAACGUAUGACGUCGCUGCGACGUGUGUCGGGUGUUUAUUUUUGAUCGAACGCGACAGACAGAGAGACGACCGGCGGCCGUUCUGCUGGCCGCCGCCGAAGUCUACCGGGUUCGAAAAGGGUAUCCGCGUGAGUAUUCUUGGACACGACGUCUCUCUCUCUCUCUGUCGGGGGGUCUUCAUCGCGGUCGCGGUCGAAGGCUUGGUAAAAAGGCUUUUCGACGACAUGGUGUGUAACUCGACGCCGUGUAACGGUACGCGUGUCUCCUGCUGGAGAUGCGAGACAGUUGUCAACGCGGCUCGGAUCUCGGCGUCCGACGGGAGGAGGGGUGGUGGUGGGGUGUUAAGUGCAACGACACGUCGGAGUAGCAGCGUCGGUGCCGUUGAAGUCAUGGGGAAUCCUUCGCGGCCGGCUGGUCACGAUUUUCGCGACGCUAGCCCGCGGGCUAGAGCGAGAAGACGGACGGCACGCCGCGUUCCAAUUUUGGAGACCCCUGUAAAUAGCUCGGAGACCAGCGGCCUCCGACGCGCAUACAUAUCAAAGGGCUUGGAAGUAAAUCUGUAUGUUUCGCGAGGAACACCGUGCGCGCGUACUUUCGUAGAAACGCUUCUCGCUCGAGGAAUCGGCUGCGGUGCUCAGGUAUUUCUUUGAAAAAGGGAGUGAAAAAAAAAGAUAAAUAAAGAUCGUCUCUCGAGCAAGGCUGCGAAUCGCCUCAUGAGAGAAACGGUUCGGAUGAAGACGGUCUAAAGGGGAUAGAAACUUGUUGGUCGAGAGAAAACGGUAGCACUCCAUUAAGCUGAGAGAGAUGGAACGGCUCGAGGAUACUGAAGCUGUCUCUCGGAAGAGAGGCAGAACUCGUGAGAAGUUCAACUCCUGCGAAAGAGAAAUCGUUUUUCUGAAAGAGAGUUAAAAAUACGAUUUAUCAGAAAAGGAACGGUUGAGAGGUGAUAGAGAGCUCUCUCGGUAUGACUGAAAGAAGAUGGAAUCUGUUUCCUGAUGGCCGUCAAAAAGGUAUCCAUUGCGGGGUACUAUUGAUCCUUUUGGUGAUGUGAAAACGCUCGAGGACGGUCCGACAUCUCUUUGAGGAAGGGAAUCGCCCGAGGAAGAUCGAACCUCUCAGAAGAAGGGGCAACUGAGAAGAUCGAGGAAAUCCUCUCGGAAGAGGCGCGGUUUCGAGGAAACUGGAGGAGCCAGCCGUGCCGAGAGUGCGAAAAGUGCGGAAUCCCUUGUGAUUGCUCGCGAAGCAGACAGGUGGGCGCUGCUUCCACGCAAAGUCCGGACAUAUAUAUGGCGUCACGACCGCGACGAGACACGGCUCUCUCGUUCGUUCGCUCACGUCUCACGAUCCAACUCACAUCCCAAAACUUACGGCGUCGCACGCGCGCGCGUGAUGCCACGACAUUUAUUUCUUGAAGCUGCGAGCCGCACGCUCCUCGACGACCAUACACUGUGGGAUCCAAUGAACGAAGAAGAACCGGAGAUUUCUCAGCGACCACUUAUUUAAAAAAAAAAAACAUGGGAAUAGAAUUUUAUGCGAGUGUUCAGAGGAAUGAUCUGAAUCAAUCGUGCUUCAAAAAAAAAAAAAAAAAAAACUAGGCGACCUGCGAGAACGCAGCCAAACCCCGCUUUAAGUGUCAUGUAACGCGCUGCUCCAUCGUCGUCGUGAUAAUCUCGACCCGCGACGAGCAUCGUGCGGCAAUGUUCUCCUCAGGCGCCGCUUACUGUACAUCUAUAUUUUUUUUUUUAACAUUAACGUUGAUAUAUUUUAACACUCAUCCGGAUAACCUGAUUUUUUGUAAUGCAAAAAUAAUGAUUUCCUAUUUAGAACUCUUUGGUAAACGUGGCGAUAAUUUAGAUGGCCGAAUGAUUUGCUACAACAACAUUGUAAUCCACAUAGAGCAACUUUUGCAUGCAAUUCUCCUCUGCGAUUUUUGCACUUAAUCCUUAUUAAUCUAUAUGCCGCUGAAGAGCGCGAGAAUAUUUUAUCGGGGCCAUAAUCGAAUUUACAAAGAAAUUUGAGCUAUAAGACUUACAUCGCUUUUGCUCUUGUGGUUUACCGUGUUUUUGUACUAGACGAUUGUUUAGAUUUUCGAAUCUAAUUGCAAAUUUUAUUUUAAUUAUGAUAUGAUCGCGUUUUGCUUCGUAUGAAACUAAGGAAAUCAGAAGGAAAAACGAAUAAUAAUAUUUAUCGACAAUUGUUACAUAAUAUCUGUUUAAUAAGUGCUUUUUUUUCAAUUUAAACUUUGUUGCGUUAUAGCUUUAGAUCUUUAUAAUUUGAAAUAAGAAAAAAUAAUAAAGCGUCACCAUUUUUUAAUGACACUUUUAAUUGAGAAAAAAAAUGGCAGUGAUUUCUUUUCGCGGAAAAGAAUUACGAGAAUGGAAUUUCUGCCGAUUCCGGUUACCCGGAUAAGGGUUAAUCCCUCGAACGAACGUGAAUGUUCGUUACCGAUUUUUCACCACCGGGGCGGCAACGUGAAAAUUUCUAUGGACUCUGGCCCUGACCUUUUCUUUCGUCGCGCGGGGCUUCUCGUGGGUCCUAAACGUUAACAAUAAAGUUCUCUAGACUGCUACCAAUUAAGAGGAUUAAAUCCGCUAUCCGCUCACUUGCGUACACCUCCGCUUCUCCAGUCGAAUAAACGAAGGAAUUCCCGGCUCACACCUUUUCCUCCUCCUCCCCCUCUUCCCUUUCCACUUCCUCUUCCACUUCAAGCUGUAGUGUUCAGGUUGCGACGAGACGACACGUAUCGCGGUGCUCGCACGCUCGAACGAGCGCCCGCGUGGCACUCUUACACCUUUGAUCAGAUCGUGGACUGCGAAUGAAGAGUUUUAUAUAUCGAAGCAAAAAAAAAAGAAUAAAAAAACACGUACACACGAUAAUAAAAGAACAAUGAAGUCGACGACACAACACACAAUAUAUUAGUGUCCCUCGGUAAUAUUUUGUCGGGCCGGGGGGCGUUUUUAUAAGAAUGGUUUUAGAUCUCCGAACAAAUUUUGUGCGAAGCGAACCAAACGACUACUACUAAAAUAAAUAAAUAGACUCUUUGACUUUUCUCGGCCAUACGUAACGUAAGAUAAUAAGGGCCGAAACGCGCGCGCCCUUGAGAUAUGCGUGAAUAUCAACCCGCCGUUUUGUCCAUUGCCCGUGUGAAAGAGAGAGAGAGAGAGAGAAGGAGCGAAAGAGUGGGAGAGAUAGAGAAAGAAAGAGACCUAUAUAAACGCAAAUGAGAUAUAAUUUAAAUAAGAGUAUAAAGUUUAUAUUCGAGGCAAUAUUUGUUACAAUACGACACUAGGGAAUAAGUUGUGUGUACCGUUUUAAAGAAAAAGAAAAAAAAGGCGGCUUUGGCUCGCCGCGAAGAGGACGCUGAAACUGUCGAAACGAUCGCAUAAAUAAGGGAUCGACGUAUCGACGCGGGACGCGUGAAUGCGUGAACGCGAGAGCAAAGGGGAUAAUAAAAGGAGAACAAAUAAAUGGUACUAAGCGACGCGCGCCGGUUCAUUGCGCGUCGCGUCCGUCGUUUCGUUAUCUUGCACUUGGACUCACGGUUGCGUUCGCGUUCCAACGAUACAUAGAUUACUUUUUAUCACGUGGGGUCCCCGGAAACCCGGAUCCUAUCCGGGGGAUGAAGCGAAAAAUUGUUUUACAUCACAUUCUUCUAUUUUUAUUAUUAUUAAUAUUAUUCUGUAAUUACAUAUGUGUAAAAUUUAAGUCGCGCCCGUAGGGGAGUACACAUCACGUUUUGUCCGAGGAGCCCUUCGAGGUUUUUUGAUUUAGUGAAAACCAGGACCUAAGGCGUAUUAAGGCAAAUUAGUCUCUAAGCAGUUUAGGACGUGUAACCAUAUCAUACAGUUUUGUAGAUAAAUAUAUAUAAAAUACAUAUACAUAUAUAUAUAUAUUUAUGUGAUGCGGAGCACGGCGUUUAAAUCAAGAGUGUAUGUCGCUGCGUACUCGAUGCCCGAUGGACGAAUAUUCGAGAUAAGAUAUGUCACCGUGUCAUAAUAAUUACCCGAGAUCGCACUUGCGAGUAGGAAGUUCACUCAAUGCUAAUUUCAGAUAUUUUGAAAAGUGCAACUUUCCUUUAAAGAAUUUUGUCUUAAAUUCUCACAUUAAUGAGAAAAAUUUUUUUAAUUAUUUUUACUCGCGCUUGUCGCGUGAAUAAGCUACGCUUUUCUUUUAUUCUUUUUUUUUAAUAUUCAAGUCUUUCGUGUCAUUCUUAUUAACAAACGUUUACUAUGCUUUUUUUGCGCGGCUAUUUUAAAAAAUACGCGAUACAUUGAUGAAAAAAAAGACAGAAGAGAAAUCGUAGUCUUUUUUUUUCAAUAGAUUUAAUACAUGUGCUUUCACGGAGAGUUGAUUCUUUUUUUCUUGCACGGAAAAGAGAGAAACACAUUUUCGAUUUCGAGGAAAUUACGUAGCCAGCGGUGCAUCGUUUUCCAUCGGCAUCUCGACGGAGCGGCAUUCUCGCGCGAGACGAGAAUUCCGCUUCGGGUUUAACGGGACGCGUCGCGAGAGGAACGCGCGCUAAAUCGUGGGAUCGAGCACGCAUGGACCAGACUGUCGCUUAUUUUCUGACACUUUACCCGCGCGCUAAGACUCCGGUAAAGUAAGGAACGUAUGUAGAACGUAUUUACAACGAACGCUCGUUUAACACAUUCGUCCCGGUCGCCGUAUUUUCGAUCCGGCGCGAAAACACGCAAACGGGGAUGAAAAGUGUCCCGAGCGUGUCCACCCGUCUCCCCCUCCUCCUCGACGUUCGACGAUCUUUACAUUUAACCCUUUUUCACGCGCGUGCUAAAGAUAAUUAGAACAAAACGAAAUUAAAAAAAAAAAAACCCGAGAGCCGAGUUCUAGACUUGGCAUUGUAGACGCGGCUGAUGGUCCCUAAUGAUAGACGUUAAACGAGGACCGUAGAAGAGUAGUGUUGAAGAAGAAGAACGAAGUGAGAGCGAAGAGACUUUAGGCAGUUUCUUAGUUCGCGGGAAAUUCCCUAAGGAUAGCCGCUUGGUAAUGUCGCGCGAUAGAGUAACUGGCCGGGUGGAAGAGGGUUAAAUCUGAACAGAUACAUAACGUAAAAGUAAAUAAAUAUAUUAUAUACAUGUAUAUCAUUUCGAGUACUGUGCAUCAGAAGAUGACGAGCCUCGCGCGAAAGGGUUGGGGGAGGGGGGGCGGAGAAGCUCACACGGAUUGCAUAUCGACCCUCGACCGGAGCGCCCACGUCGAUGUGACAGAACUGUAGAAAAUCUCCCGGGAGAUCGUAUCGCACCGUACCGUAAUUGCGCGUCGUAUCGAAGGAGUUACGAUCAGGAGAAACGACGACGAGAUGUGCCCACGAACGGCGAUAACGUACAAGAUAUUCGGUCGUUCCGUUACGUGUCACCGGACGAGCUUGCAUUUUCGUGUAGCCACCGUCGAGAGAUGUUUAAUUCCGCCGGAUCGAACGUUUUCUUAACAACAACUAAAUUUGUUUGCAGUUUGUGUAUUUAUUUUGGAAACGAAAAAAAAGGGGGGGGGGGAGGGAAAUGUCCUAUCGCGGGGAAGGGCACAUCCGAUUGAUCGAAACGAAAAAGAAAUUUAGGCUCGAGGAGGGGGUAAACAUUCAAAAUGUAAACCUCGGGAGCUUGCCGCUACAGUUAAGGGUUGAAAUAGGGUGAUACGUAGAUAGACAUAGAAAAGACACACGUUUACGACGUAAGAUUGAUCGCGCGUCUCUUUCCAGUGGACGAAGAUAUAGAUGUACAUAGCUUAAUCUAUCCUUUUUUUUUUUUUGGUACGAAGAGGAAACCCCCUACAAAAGUAAGUUCGCGUACUCUCUCUCUCUUGCGCUAAGUGUCACGCUUAUAUAGUGGAUCUAAUUAAAUUAAACACGUCGGUGGACGAGAAACGAUAAAUCGACAAAUAUCGUUAUGUCGCGGAGUAAAUAAAUAAAUAAAUAUACACCGCGUAGUACAGAUAAUCCGGGACGGUCUCGCGGAGACAUCUUCUGGUGAACAGGUUCUAAACGUGUACAAAAUCAAAUUGUAAUUUGGUAGCCCGUAGUGUAUCCUGUAAAACGGUACAGUAUUCCAGGUAGAGUGGUAUACAUAGCACUGUGUAUGUAAGCACGACUAUACAUGUUACUUCACACAGAUACACGUGCGUACACGCGUACAUACAUGCAUAAAAAUAAAUAAAAAAACACCGAACUCGAGGUUGUAAAGAUGAGCCAUCUGUGUCGAUAAUUAAUUGUAACUUUGAGAGCAAGCUAUGGAUAAUAACUGGUUCUAGAUCUUACUAAUACAUAUCCCAUCUAUAUGUAUAUAUUUGCAAUCGCAUGAAAAUUAAUUGAUUAAUUAUCGAUAAUGUAAUUAUCAUUAUCUUUAUUAUUAGUGUUAUGAUUAUUUAUGGCCCACGGCCGCGUUGCGAAAGCCCUGGGGCUGAAUAAGUAUGUUAAAUGGACGUUGCGUUUAAGGCGUUAGGUUAAUGCUCGUUAGUUAGAUACUUAGGUGGUUACUGCAGCGUAGGUACAUAUCGUUAAUAUUGUUAUUAAUGGUAUUGCGAAAGGGUAUUAAUACCGAUGCGCUUUGAUUUCUUUUGUAUACUCGAAAAACGAGUUCCACACUUUUCCGAUCUUCUCUGUCGUUGUCGGGCGGACUUUUUCCAUUUUAAAACAAGAAAGUCAACUUUACUUGUCACUCUGAAAUGAUUACAUUACCUGCAAAAUUACCAACACAAAAAGAUUUGCAUUAACAUAACCCUUUGCGAUUAAAUUAAUUUAGUCGAAAAGAACAAAAUAAAUAAAAUUUUUCUUAAGCUGCACUCUUUGAUGUAAUUAAUUUGUAUCGAGUCAAUUCAUUGGAUCACAUCAUUAUCUUUUAAAAUAUCUCACAAAAGCACUGUUGUACCACAACAUUCUUAUAAUAUAGUGAUUUUAUUUUAACUAUUUGAUAUUAUAGAUAAGUAAAUCCGUGUAAAUCUUUUAUUUUACACCAGUUACUUAAAUUUUAAUCAAUGCAAACUUAUAAUUUCCGUUUUGAACCGAAUCCAGGAAUGCGCGACAGAUAAUAUCACAAACAAAACGAAUCAAAGCGCAGUGUAGCCUUUCUAGCGAUCCCCAACGAAACCCAAGUAUUACCGGUGACAUAUACCUUCUCCUACAUAUCAAAUUCUAGACACCCCGAGCACUACCAUGCGCCAUAUCAAUGUUUCUAAGUGUCCACCCCCCUCUCUCGGUGUGUCCUCUCCUUCUCGUCUCCCCUGCCUUUUGCCUUUCGACGUUCCAAGUGAAAAUUAGAGGCACGCCGAUUACCGAUCACUUUGCCCCUCUGUUCCAUCCUCCCCUCUCGCGUCCUUCAUCCUGCACCUUUUAUACCCUGUUUCCAACCAAAUUUUCCCACCUCGUUAUUGUACAUCGGAGCCGGAAGGGUCUCUAAGCUCUGUCUUCCCAUCGCUGCGUGAAAAAAAAGACAAAUUAGAUGUAAUAAGAUUUGUUGACUGUGUACACGUAUACACAUUAUUAUUAACGCAUCGAUCAUGUGCAUCACCAGCAUACACAUCCACCCACUCGCACACGACACCAGUUCACACACCACCGCGACACGACGGGGAACACGAGACCGCAGCCGCUGCGUCAGGAUAGUCCAACGCUGGAUCGCCAAUGCCGAGAUCGCAGUUCGCGAGUUUAGUUCUCGAUUCUUCAGUUCUUAGGUCACAUCGCACGAAAGGGAUUUUAUUGAAAAGAAUCUCCCGUGCAUCAAAUGACACUCCAGACGUGAGCUCAGCGAUAUUUCAUGGAACAAUAGCUUUUAUUUUCCGUCUCCGCUCUUUUUUUUUUUUUUUUUUGUUUAACGCGACGAGCUUUUAAAAUUCUGACGUGUCUCACUUGAACGAGAAGCGAUCAAGUGAUUUAUCGCCAGGCGUGGUGGAUUUUAAUUUGCGAUCAUGAAUUGGAGAUUAACAUUGCGUCACACAUGCGAUAUCAGUUUUGUAACGCGCCGAAAUUCGACGCUGUUUCAUGUCGAUCGAACGCAGCUCGCGUUUGGAAACCAGGACACGCGCUACCGUGAAUUACCAAUUGAAUUUUUAAUUUCGCAGCUAACUCCUUUAUUCAUUCGCCCCCGCCGUCUAUUGGGUCGCGGUGUGUCAUUGCGUCCCGGGGAAGCCACAGAAAUUGGUACGGAUACGAGAGAGACUUGGAUCAAACAAGUUUGCGGACUCCCUGUUCCGGGAAGCUUGCGUUUAAUUAAUUUAAUUAAUUAAGUCCGACACGGAAAGGCGAGCGCGAGAACUGGCAAGCCGAAGGGCUGACGGCGGAAAUUCGCGGCGCGUCGGUUCACCCCGGCCGAAGAGAUUCGAUUUGGCUGCUCAGUCGAGGAACGAAUCCCGUUCGUCCGUUCCGCCCGGCCGUUCCGUGUAUGGGCCAUAAUUUCGAGCCUAGCCGUGUCACCCAGGCAUUGACCGUCCAUAAUAGCCUGUUGUGCCGCAGCGCGCCGUGGACAUCGUAAGCCACGUCGUGGAAAACGAUCUAUUCACACCAAAAGACACGUACACGCACGAGCUCGACGGAGAAGUACAAUAACGUGCAUUACGGUGCCCGAUGGGCGUGCUCUUAUGACGUUUUUGAAGGUCUUCCACUUUUCGAGAGGAUGUUCCCAUCGAAUUAAAAAAAAAAGUAUUAUGAGAAGUGAACUUAUGAUUGAUUUUCGCUUUCAAUCUCUUCUAUUGAUGUAUGCAUUUUUGUGAAUUUUGGAGCGGGAGGUUUGCGUCUCCUCUCUGUUUAAUCGCUUUAUUAAUAUUUGACACAGACAAAAAAUGUGAUAAUAAAAUCUAAAAUGUAUAAAAGGAGAAUUUUAAUUCGGUAUAUGUCGACCAUCGGGGAGAAAAAAAGCGAAAGGACGGAAAUUCGAAAACGUGGCGGAGCAUCCCGCAUCGGGUUGCAUCUUGGCACAAGCUUGUACACAGAUCGGCGAGAGACACGUUGUACACAUACAUACACACACAUACAUGGACACGCGCCAAAAAUGUGGUUGCUCCUGAAAAAAAAAACGAAAACAAAAAAAUAACGAUGUAAUGUGUAUAUUAAUACUACUGUAUGUCGUACGCUCUAAUGUUGUUUGAAGAGUUAUUUGCGAGUCAAUUAUCUGUGCCUAGCAGCCCUGUGCACCCUAUCAAAUGUACCACCGUUCAGAUGAAAAAGAAAUGUCGAAACGGAAGAGAAGGAAAACGGAAGCGAACGAAAGAGGGAGAUUGAAAAGCAAAGACGAAUUCAGGCAACACGGAAGGAGGAGGGAUGAUAAGAGCAAAAAAAAAAAAAGAAUUCGGAAAAAGAGAUGUGUAUAGUAUCGAGCAGAACACGACACGACACGUGUGUUUCUCACAAAUUGCACCCUGUAUACAUAGUUCGCACAAUGAUCUGUUCCUAUUUUGGAAUCAGUUUUUUCGAAUUUGCCAAGAAUGUAUAUCUACAGAUUCUAUAUGAGAAUAUAUAUAGAAAAAAAAAAAAA